This is a messenger RNA of Hordeum vulgare subsp. vulgare (domesticated barley), 938 nucleotides long. RefSeq lists its product as uncharacterized. NCBI's taxonomy places the organism in Eukaryota, Viridiplantae, Streptophyta, Magnoliopsida, Poales, Poaceae. The transcript has a single exon. The record is from RefSeq and is a predicted model, not a curated record. The coding region runs from base 127 to 657 and encodes 176 amino acids.
GCAACCACUCUGUUGCAGCGCGAUCACUGGCUAGAACUCUCGCCACGGCGACCACUCCUGCUGCAUUCGGCUGUCCAAAGUAAGCAAAACCAGACCACGGUACAGGAUGAGUCGACGUCCGUGAUAAUGCUAGGCAGGGUCGUCUUCUGCGUGGUGAUCGCCGCGGCCGUCCUCGCCGUCGUCCUGCUCGCCACCGUCUCCCCUCUCCCUCACCGGUCCGCCGCGCGCCCCCGCGGCAUCACGGUGUACGUCCAUCCGGUGGCGUCUGGUCCCGUGAGGCGGCAGCAGGGCGCCAAGCACGGGGACGAACGGGUGGCGAGCGCGCUGGUGUUCCGCCACCGGAUGACGGCGGGGCCGGAGAUCACGUCAAGAACCGUCGGCGCGGCCUCCGGGUUCGUGCUCCCGGGCGAGCGCGGCUCGGCGAUGUCGGCGUUCGACACGGUGCACCUGGCGUUCGACGCGCCCGGGCUGUCCGGCAGCCUCUGCGUGGAGGUGGCCAGGAACGAGGGGGCGCUCCGCGUGGUGGGCGGCACGGGCGCGUUCGCGUUCGCGCAAGGGCACGGCGCCGUCCUGCGCCCGGAGCGGCUGGGCGGCGGCGCCGCCGCGACGUCGCUGCGUCUUGAGCUGAGCAUGAGCGUCGCGUCCGCUGCUGGGUAACCACAACUAACGGGUGUGCGUGCGUACGUGUCUGCGAGACGAGAGUCGAUUAGUAAUCCAUUUAUUUUCCUUUUUUGUUGUUUUUGAUUCCGCGACAUAUGUAUUCGCGGAACUGUAAGCCUGUAAUGCAGCUUUGAGUUGAGCGCGUGAGAGUGAUACGCCAAACUUUGCGUAAUCACUACUUUGCUUCCAUUCAAUCAUAAGAAGUAUUUUGAAUGGAGACUGGGAACACAGGUUAUGAGUUCAUCGGAGGUUUUAAUGAUGCAUUUGGUUAUCUUGAA